GGGGCGGGUUCAAGGGGAAGGUAGAGGAUUGAAGCAAACGAGGGUCAAUAACUUGUUCGUGUAGCUGUAGUUAUAACAGUUUAUAACAAUUUGGCCUCACUUGUACCUCUGCAGACAGACAACAGUGUAACAAACCGUAGCUAACAGCCUGCGGACAGCCAUGGACGACGUGACAGGAGCUCAGCUGAUAGCUGAGUCUCUGAAGGCUCAGAAAGUGGAGUAUAUGUUUGGGAUCGUUGGUGUUCCUAUCAUGGAAGUGGCCAUGGCUGCUCAGGCUGAAGGGAUCAAAUAUGUGGGAAUGCGUAAUGAACAAGCGGCAUGCUAUGCAGCAUCUGCUGUUGGAUACCUCACUGGAAGACCAGGUGCCUGCCUGGUGGUGUCUGGACCUGGACUCAUUCAUGCUCUGGGUGGAAUGGCCAACGCUAACAUCAACUGCUGGCCGGUGGUUGUUAUUGGAGGCUCCUCGGAUCGAAACCAGGAAACAGCAGGAGCCUUUCAGGAGUUUCCUCAGGUGGAAGCAUGUCGCCUUUAUAGCAAGUUCUCUGCAAGGCCCAGCAGUCUGGAAGCCAUCCCCUCAGUGAUAGAGAAGGCAGUUCGCACAAGCAUGUAUGGGCGUCCAGGUGCUUGUUACGUGGACAUUGCAGGGGACAUGGUCAAUGCUAAAGUGGACAGGAGCACAGUCAGAGUUGUGUCCUGCUGUCCAGCUCCACCAGUCAGUUUGGCUCCCCACAGUGCAAUCACUGAAGCCAUCUCUGUCUUGAAAGCAGCUAAAAGACCGUUAGUCAUCAUCGGCAAAGGAGCAGCCUAUGGUCGAGCAGAAACUGUUCUGAGGGAGUUUGUGGAAAUGAGCGGUCUGCCAUUUCUGCCUACCCCCAUGGGGAAAGGGGUCCUACCUGAUGAUCAUCCCAACUGUGUGGCUGCUGCCCGCUCGAGAGCUCUUCUCCAGGCUGACGUUGUGCUUCUGCUUGGAGCCAGGCUGAAUUGGAUCCUGCAUUUUGGUCUGCCACCUAGAUUUGACCCCGAUGUCAAGAUCAUCCAGGUUGACCUUUGUGCUGAGGAGAUGGGGAACAACGUGAAACCUGCUGUUGCUCUCCUGGGAGACAUCAACGCUAUUGUCACUCAGCUCCUAGAGGGUGUACAUAAAGAUGGCUGGAAAUAUCCCUCUGACACAGAGUGGUGGAGCACACUGAAGAACAAAAUCGCUGCUAAUGCAAAAAUAUCUAAGGCACUCGCUCUUCAGUCAACGAUGCCCAUGAACUACUACACAGUGUUUCACCACAUUUCCCAGCUGCUGCCACAUGACUGUAUCAUUGUCAGCGAGGGUGCAAACACUAUGGAUAUAGGACGCACUAUGUUGAACAACUACCUACCUCGACACAGGUUGGAUGCUGGAACAUUUGGAACAAUGGGAGUUGGCCUUGGCUUUGCUAUAGCUGCAGCCGCUGUGGAGAGGAGCGAGAAUAAAAACCAAAGGAUAGUGUGUGUGGAAGGAGACAGUGCCUUUGGAUUUUCUGGCAUGGAGGUUGAAACCAUGUGCAGGUAUAAUCUGCCUGUGGUCAUCAUUGUGGUCAACAAUAAUGGUAUUUACAGCGGAGUGGAUCCUGAGACGUGGAAAGAAAUGGCAAAAAUGGGAGAUCUGACCUCUAUAGCCCCUCCUGUGACCCUGCUACCUGAGGCGCGCUAUGAUGAGGUCAUGACAGCAUUUGGAGGUCGAGGGUUCCUGGUGAGGACGGUGGAGGAGCUGCGCAGUGCUUUGCAGCUUAGCCUGAGUGACUGGGAGAAACCAAGUCUCCUAAAUGUGUUCAUUGACCCGUCCUCCGACAGAAAACAGCAGUUUGGUUCAACUUGGCCCGUCAGCACAGCGCAGCAGGGAUAUCUGUCUCCAUUACAACAUUGCUGCCUGCUUGAAGGUGUGUCUUCAACUGAUGACGGCUUGUCUUGAGUGAUGAAGCAGCAGGCGUAUUCCUGGCUAAAGUCCCCUGUUAUCCCCGCAGCAAGUGUUUUUCCAUCACACAGCACAGCAGGUAAAAGAAGUUUACUUGUUGGAAGUGAGCUGUUUGCAGAGUUGCCCUAGGAGUCUGAUGUCAUCAGCUCUUCAUCUAACAUCUCACCGGCUGAUUCUACUUUUACUCAUCCUCCCUACCAAAUGAGUUAGAUCCACCCUUCGCACCACCCUCUCAGCCAAAUAUGGUCGUUUCUGGCUCUAAAAAACAAGAUGGUGACGGUGGAAAUGCCGAAUUCAAGGUUUCAAAACAGCAGUCCACAAACCAGUGGGUGGUGUCACAGGAGCUACGUCCAUUAUUAGAUACAAUCUAUUGUAAUAACAGGCAGGGAAUCCACAAAAUCAAUCCUGUGCAAAUGUCACACCCCCUGGUGGUUGAGGAUGUAAUUGAUGCUGUAACUGCACUUUUCUGCUGCUUUCACACUGUUGUGUGUCGGUGUUUCUCCAACAUCGUCAAUGCCUCAACCCAGGGAGCUGAGACUUCCUCUGGCGAAGAUUAAAUCGUAAUGAUUUAAUCAGGUCCUCAUUCUCUAGGAGGCCUGGAACCUCCACUGGAUAAAUGUUGAGGGGUUUCCUGUCUGCCAUCAGAACAGAAUAAGACACCUUUAGCAUCACAGUGAAUGUAAGUGGUUGAAUCCAAAUGUCCAGGCUUAUGUGCACUCGCAGAUUUAGCGACCUUAUGGGCAUGCACAGGGCCUAAAGCUGCCCAAAUCCACAAUUUAUGCACACUUUUUGCAGACUUCCAGAGAACUGGAUUAAAAGGUCAAGAACUUGGCAUUGGUCAUAAGAAUUGAGACCUUAAGUCUUGUCUCAUACCACUUUCUAUCCCUCAGCCCUUUCAGACAUGAAGUGAUGACAGUGAGCCCUUUUGACACGUGACAGUAUACGUGACCAAAGGCAGCCCCUGUUUCAUUUUCACCUGGUGCCCACCAAGUUGAAGUUGAGAUGGACAAUGACUCGAAUGACACUGACGGUCGCAGCAGCAAAGCCAGGCGCAAUUAAAAGCUGCAGCAUCUCGGGUCACGAGUCGUGUAGAGCAACAGACAACUUGAUGUUUACUUGGCUCGUCUCAUCCUCGUAGCGCUGCGUGAAUGACGUGCCUCACUCAAUAGUAAUCUGCGCACUCCAGGUGCACGACAGAACUGUUGUAUUCCUCUCACAGUCCCUCCACCUCACACCAACCUGACCUUUCUAUUUCAGGGUCCCCAUAAUUAGAAAGCAUGGCCCUCUGUGUUUAUGUUGAAUGUAUCCACGCAACCCCUCGCAGACAUGUUUGAAGGUUGUAUUGAGGACUGUAUCCAUGGUGCUAAGCUCUCUGUCCCCUUAUUUGAGGUGUUUGACUCCAGACUGUUCUCCACAUUCAGUCUCAGUGGAUGAAGAUGAACUCAGGUUUAACCUCAGGUCUAAUAUAAUGCUGUG
Epinephelus moara (kelp grouper) is the source of this 3421-nucleotide messenger RNA. It is a transcript of the gene hacl1, whose product is annotated as 2-hydroxyacyl-CoA lyase 1. Gene Ontology annotation, cellular component: peroxisome. The transcript is spliced from 17 exons. Gene Ontology annotation, molecular function: thiamine pyrophosphate binding; catalytic activity; magnesium ion binding. Lineage: Eukaryota; Metazoa; Chordata; Actinopteri; Perciformes; Serranidae. The coding region runs from base 161 to 1942 and encodes 593 amino acids. Gene Ontology annotation, biological process: fatty acid alpha-oxidation. The record is from RefSeq and is a predicted model, not a curated record.